This is a messenger RNA of Trichophyton rubrum CBS 118892, 861 nucleotides long. RefSeq names its product inorganic pyrophosphatase. Gene Ontology annotation, cellular component: cytoplasm; nucleus. The transcript has 5 exons. Gene Ontology annotation, molecular function: magnesium ion binding; inorganic diphosphate phosphatase activity. Bases 1 to 861 code for a protein of 286 amino acids. Lineage: Eukaryota; Fungi; Ascomycota; Eurotiomycetes; Onygenales; Arthrodermataceae. The record is from RefSeq and is a predicted model, not a curated record. Gene Ontology annotation, biological process: phosphate-containing compound metabolic process.
AUGGCUUACACCGUCCGCAACGUCGGCGCCCUCAACUCCCUCGAGUGGCGGGCCUACAUCGAGAAGGACGGCGUCCCAAUCUCCCCCUUCCACGACAUUCCUCUCUACGCCAAUGAGCAGCAGACCGUCCUCAACAUGAUCGUCGAGAUUCCUCGCUGGACCAACGCUAAGCAGGAGAUCUCCAAAGAAGAAUUCCUGAACCCCAUCAAGCAGGACACCAAGAAGGGCAAACUGCGUUUCGUCCGCAACUGCUUCCCCCACAAGGGCUACCUCUGGAACUACGGUGCCUUCCCACGAACCUGGGAAGACCCCAAUGUUGUCCACCCCGAGACCAAGGCCAAGGGAGACAACGACCCUCUUGACGUCUGCGAGAUCGGCGAGCUCGUCGGCUACCCCGGCCAGGUCAAGCAGGUCAAGGUCCUCGGCGUCAUGGCCCUGCUCGACGAGGAGGAGACCGACUGGAAGGUCAUCGUCAUCGACGUCAACGACCCUCUUGCUCCCAAGCUCAAUGACAUCGAGGAUGUCGAACGCCACCUCCCUGGCCUCCUCAGAGCCACCAACGAGUGGUUCCGUAUCUACAAGAUCCCGGACGGCAAGCCAGAGAACCAGUUCGCCUUCUCCGGCGAAUGCAAGAACUCUAAGUACGCCAUGGAUGUUAUCCACGAGUGUGCUGAGGCCUGGGAGAAGCUUAUGUCUGGCCAGUCCCCCGCUGGCGGCAUCUCUCUCUGCAACUCUACGCUCGAGAACCACCGUGCUGAUCCCGCCAAGGUCGAGUCCAUCCCAAGUGCCUCCAAUCUGCCACCUGCCGCUAUCGACGGCAGCAUUGACAAGUGGUUUUUCAUCUCCGGUGCCGCUGUCUAA